GGUAAACAAUAUUUACCAUGAUGAAUAAUUACUAGUACUGUAUUAAUUUUGCGCAACGUGUCCUCCAGGAAACUAACUAACAUUAGAUACUUACUAACCUAAAAUUGAUAUACAUUUAGUACAAGCAUUCUCAGCCAAAGUGCCGCUAUAAAAGCAUAAUACAGAGAUUCAAGUUAAUUAACUAGGUCUGAGUACCCGUACAAUUAAAAGCUCUGAUCAAGAUUUGUGAGACUAAGGGCAUACCUCUUCUGUCGGUGCACACUGCACAGGAAAUCAUGCUCACGGAUAUUGCAUACACGAUAAGGGACUAGUUUCUUUACAUUGCACAUCGACGCAAAGUUAACCACCACAAUGCACUGUGCCGUGGUGCAAUGGUUAUCAGUCAUUCCGUGCUUUACAUAGGUUUCGCACUUGGCCAUUUCUUUGUGACCUCUCUGAUCCUCCUGGAAGAUCUUAUGCCAAUUGGAUACCUGUUUUAUAACACCGCUUAUAUUGCCGGUUUUGCUUGGGCAGGCUACCAAUCAGAAUCAAAAGAGCCGUUAAUUAUAGUGUUGAUUAUCUGCGUGAUGGCUGUAUGUUUGGAUCUAAUAUCCGUUGUGGCGUACUUUCCAGCAGGUUACACCCCAACGCGGCACACCGCUCCCUUGCUGUACAUGGGUGGCCUCUCCAUUUUCCAGCUUUUCUGUCGCUUCCUGGGAAUGUACUUGAUUUGUCGGGACUACUCAUACCGGGGCGGAAAUGUUCAUGACCUGUUCCCAUGUGCUGCCUGUAUGUGCAGCCGCUUUUUCACCAAAAACGUUAUACCAGCGAUUAAGUCGCACUUCCGCCGAUAAGGAUGAAACAGAUACCGCCCCCUCAUCCAGCAGCGACACUAACCAAGCUGCAACUGCGAGUCAUCCGGCGGCGGAAUGUGGAACAGACACCAACACCGACUACUACCAAAAUGUACGGACUAGUAAUGCUGAAAAUCCUGUCAGCCAAACAGAUGUUCCUCCUGUCUUUCCAGCAACAUGUUCUUGCAAACCUUCGCCCCUGACAGCCGACCAGAAUGAUCCCUGGAGAGUGUACACCUGCAGUUCCGAUGAACUGCCCUUUUGUCAACGACUGAUCAAUGGCACGGGAGAUUAGCGUUAAGCACGUAACCCCAAGGAAUGCAGCCUUCUGCAUUGGCCAUCAAACUUGACAUUCUAAGCUUAUGUGUUGUACGAGUGUGCUAUGAUAUCCAGAUCAUGGCGUUUCAACGAUAUUAAAACUUGCGAAUAAGUGGAUUUGUACAUUUAAACAGAAGCACGAUAACCACAAUAACACAACUA
This is a messenger RNA of Paramacrobiotus metropolitanus, 1313 nucleotides long. RefSeq lists its product as uncharacterized. Bases 372 to 833 code for a protein of 153 amino acids. Gene Ontology annotation, cellular component: plasma membrane. The record is from RefSeq and is a predicted model, not a curated record. NCBI's taxonomy places the organism in Eukaryota, Metazoa, Tardigrada, Eutardigrada, Parachela, Macrobiotidae. Gene Ontology annotation, biological process: angiotensin-activated signaling pathway. The transcript has 8 exons.